AUGAAGGGAGUUCAAUCGACCAUUGGCGUCGUCCUUGCCACGCUCGUCGGCCUGGCCCAAGCGAACUCCGACAUUGUCACUCUUUACACCAAUGGCGGCGCAUCGUACUGCAACGAUGGUGGGAAGAACUGGUGCAACUUUGCAUACACUUUAGUUGGCUCAGACCCCACUGUCGGCAAGGCUGUAACCGCUUCGCCUGGGUCUACAGUCCGGACAAACUACAAGCUGAAUUCCUCAACUCAGCUUUGGGACCAGAACGUCUAUAUCGAUGACAAACUAGUCUCUUCCGUUUCAACUAGCAAGGGAGAGCAUGGAGAUAUCUUCUAUAUCUCCAUCGAGUGCGCUUCCGGUUCAUGCGCCCAGCAUCCGGCCCACAGCUGGGAGGAUGUCUCUGUCGUACUUAGUGAGGCAGAUGAGAGCUUUAAGCAUAGUGGCAGCUGGGCACACGGUGCCACUGGUGGAGCCAUGACGUCCCCCGACGGUGGCAAGACCUGGAACUUCAGCACCAUCAACAUCCCGGCCCAGCAGGCUCAGUAA
This is a messenger RNA of Diaporthe amygdali, 537 nucleotides long. RefSeq lists its product as uncharacterized. The record is from RefSeq and is a predicted model, not a curated record. Bases 1 to 537 code for a protein of 178 amino acids. Lineage: Eukaryota; Fungi; Ascomycota; Sordariomycetes; Diaporthales; Diaporthaceae. The transcript has 6 exons.